GUGAGGAGUGGUCUUCCUCAUCCUAUGCUACCACCCCUGCAGGGAUAGAGAUGGCAGACUGCAUUUUUGAUGAGCAAGGCUUUUGGGUCCCUUGUGAUGAGAUAGUGAAGUUUGUUAAGCCCUUGGUGGUUUUGUUGCAAGUUGCGGAUGGAGAUAAGCCCGCAAUGGGCUAUAUAUAUGAGGGCAUGGAUAGGGCGAAGGAGGCCAUCAGAUUUGUCUAUGGAGCAGAUGAGAGCAAGUAUGGUCCCAUUUGGGAGAUCAUUGAUAGGAGAUGGCAUCAUCAGCUACAUAGGCCCAUCCAUGUGGCAGCCUAUUAUCUGAAUCCGGCAUUCUGUUUUAUCCCUUCUUUCAAGGCUGAUGCGGAGGUCCUUAAUGGGCUAUAUGCAAUCAUGGAGAAGAUGGGACCUGCUGGUACUUAUCAGAUAGAUCUUUUUCGAGAGCUACAGAUGUUCUCAGAUGCACAAGGGGAGACCUUCUCUCGUCCUGUCGCCAAAGACGGUAGGACAACUAUGAUGCCAGGUAAAAAUAAAUUGUUAGGCUUAAUUUUAGUUUUAUUCAAUACUAUAUUGUAACUUGUUAAAUGAGUUCAUGAGUGAGACUGAUUUUUUUUUUUUUUCUCAUUUCAAACUCAGAUCAUUGGUGGAACUUUUUUGGCCUAGAGACACCAAAUGUUCAGAAGUUGGCCAUUCAUAUCUUAAGCCAACCAUGCAGCGCAUCAGGUUGUGAGCGCAAUUGGAGUAUGUUUGAGCACAUACACUCCAAGAGGCGCAAUAGAUUAUCUGUGGAGAAGAUGAAUGAUCUCGUCUUUGUUCACUACAACCUCCGCCUGAGAAUGAGAAAGAAUGCAACAGUUGACAUGUCUCCUAUCAUUCUAGAUGAGGUUGAUCUUGAAGCAGAGUGGGCCAAUGAGAAUCAGACAGCUCCUGGGACUCCUACAGCUGUAUUUAGUGAUGAUGACAUUGAUUGGAUCGACCAGGUAGAUAUAGAGGCUGAGGCUGUAGCCAUGGCAGAGGAGGAGUAGAGAGCACGAGCAGAGACAGGAAAUACUGAGACUCAGAGUGACACAGCUGUUCCUGAUGUUGGUGAGCAUGACACAACCGUUCCUGAUGUUGGUGAGCAUGGCAUGGUGUCACGGGGAGCAACUAUGGCUGCUGAAUCAUCCAGGACCUACUUUAAAUGCCUUCGCAGGGGACCAGGGCGAGAGGGUGCA
This is a messenger RNA of Cryptomeria japonica (Japanese cedar), 1210 nucleotides long. RefSeq lists its product as uncharacterized. The coding region runs from base 51 to 572 and encodes 173 amino acids. Lineage: Eukaryota; Viridiplantae; Streptophyta; Pinopsida; Cupressales; Cupressaceae. The transcript is spliced from 2 exons. The record is from RefSeq and is a predicted model, not a curated record.